UUUACUGACUUUCUUACUGCGCAGCUGAUUGCGGUUCUGCGCAUCUGUUGACGACAAACUCUUUCAGGCCCACGGAUGCUUCCCAUCAGGCAUGAGACCCAUGAUUUCGGCGGUAUUUGGCAAGGUUAAGAUAACGCCGGUGGAUCCGAGAGGUAACGGAGCUCAGAGCUGAGAGGGAGCAAGGUGAUGUGGUCUCUGCCUCUCUGAUGCCAGAAUGAGAACUUACACCCGUGGGGCACCGACAGUGUUCUUUAUAAGUGCACUGUGGAUUCUAGUGUCCCCGGCUCUGGCUAAAGUGGACCCCAGUGGAGGCAUUCCGUUUCUUGGAGGCAACUACGAGGGAACUCACCCCAUGCUGUACUUUGACCGGACAGAGGUUGAGGAGCUGCAGCGAGCGGCGGUGGGGACACACAAGGCUUUGGCCCGACAGAUCCGAGAGGCCGGGGAGGCCAUACUGGAGCGACCCGAGGAGUAUCUGCCCCCUUGGAGCCCUGCUGAGUUUAGUGCCCGCUGGAAUGAAGUCUAUGGGAACAACUUAGGCCUGCUCUCUAUGUUCUGCCUGCUGUACCCGCACCGCGCAGGUGCACUGGAAGUAGCCAAGGAAUACAUGGAGCGCAUGGCUGUGCAGCCUAACUGGAUGGUGAAAGAUGCUCCGUGGGAUGAGGUUCCAAUAGCUCACUCUCUGGUGGGCUUUGCUACAGCGUAUGACUUCCUGUAUGAAUACCUCAGUAAAGUUCAGCAGGAGCGCUUCCUGCAGGUGAUUGGGAAUGCUUCACGAUACAUGUAUGAGAAAUCUUACCACCGUGGCUGGGGAUUCCAGUACCUCCACAACCACCAGCCCACCAACUGUGUCGCUCUUCUGACUGGCAGCCUCGUGGUCAUGAACCAAGGAUACCUCCAGGAAGCUUACCUCUGGACAAAACAGGCUCUUGCCAUCAUGGAAAAGUCCAUGGUGCUUCUCCAAGAUGUGGCUGAUGGGUCUCUGUACGAGGGUGUGGCGUAUGGGACUUACACCACUCGUUCUCUCUUUCAGUACAUGUUUUUGGUACAGAGACACUUUGACAUUGGCCACUUCAAUCACCCCUGGCUGCACAAACAUUUCGCAUUUCUCUACAGGACAGUGUUGCCUGGUUUUCAGAGAACGGUUGCAAUCGCAGAUUCCAACUAUAACUGGUUCUAUGGGCCAGAGAGUCAGUUGGUGUUUUUGGAUCGGUAUGUCAUGAGAAAUGGCAGCGGGAACUGGCUGGCUGAGAUCAUCAGACAGAAUCGGGUUCUGGAGGGCCCGGGACAGGCCGGCAAGGGUCAGCGCUGGUGCACGCUGCACACAGAGUUCCUCUGGUAUGAUGCCAGCCUGCAGCCCACCCCACCUCCUGAUUAUGGUGCAUCACACCUCCAUUAUUUCGAAGACUGGGGAGUGGUGACCUACGGAAGCGCCCUGCCUGCUGGGAGAAACCACACAUUUCUGUCCUUCAAGUCGGGCAAGCUCGGGGGACGUGCCAUUUUCGACAUGGUUCACCAAAACAAAUACAAAGACUGGAUCAAAGGGUGGCGGAACUUUAAUGCAGGCCAUGAGCAUCCGGACCAGAAUUCCUUUACCUUUGCUCCGAACGGAGUCCCGUUUAUCACAGAGGCAUUGUACGGUCCCAAAUACACCUCUCUCAACAAUGCCAUCAUGUUCGGGCCCGCCGUGUCGGAGAGCUGCUUUGCACCAUGGGAAGGCCAAGUUACUGAGGCUUGUAACUCUAAAUGGCUUAAGUACAAGCACGGUCAAGCGGCAGACUGCCAGGGGCAGGUGGAGGCAGCUCUGGAGCGGCAGGGCAUGGUGUUUAUUCGCGGGGAAGGUCGCGGCGCUUACAGCCCUGAGCUGAAGAUCAAGAGUUUUCAAAGGAACUUACUGUUGCUUCAUCCUCAGCUGCUGCUGAUGGUUGACAGCAUACAGCUGCAUUUAGGCAGUGUGACACACAGCAUGAGUGCCUUCUUCCACAACACAGACAUGCCCUUUCAGGAAACCCAAGUCGAUGGAGUUCAUGGUGCUCUCAUCAGACACCGAAACGAAACCUCCAAGAUGUUCUGGUUGGACGAUACGGGUAGCAGUGAAAAGGCAACAGUGGGAUAUAGGAGCUACCCCCGUGGAUACCCCUAUAAUGGUUCAAAUUACGUAAACGUGACUAUGUCACUGAGGUACCCCAGCAGCAGAGUGGCCUACAUCUUCUUCGGAUCUGGAGUGGAUGUUCAGAGUUUCAGCGUGCACGGAGACUCAGAAACACUGGACAUCUAUCUGGCCACCGGAGAUCACACCUACACCAUCUGUCUCUACACAGAUGCGCUUCCCACCAAGCCUAUGGCCAUGGUGUUGAUGGACCAAAAGAAAGUAGUGUUUGAAAGGACAGCAGGGACAAAUGAGCAGCCGUUGGAGGAGGUCGAGGAAUACGUUAAUGUUGUGGAGGACAAUCUGCAGCAUGUCAAACCAGUCUUCCAGCAGCUGGAGAGGCAUAUCCUUUCGCGGGUGCUUAACACGGACCGUUUCCACAAAACUGCGGAGCGCCUCCUGAAGUCCUCCGACAAGAGGAAGGCCCCAGGGACUGUGGAGAAGAUGUUUUCCCUUUCUAAGAAGCAAGGGAAGGGGAAGGGAGGAAAGAAGGCCAGCCUUUCUGACAGCCUCCAAGACAUCUUCGCUCAAAUCGAGGCCAGGGAGAAGAAGGAGAGGCAGAGGACGAUUAAGCGCGUCUAUGAGGAGGCUCCCGAGGAGGCAGACGGAGACUCGAGGGCGUUCAUCGACUACAACGAUCUACGAAAGGGCAGGAAAGUGGGAUUUGUCAAGGGCCGGAAAUUCAAAGAAGUACGUGUGGGGGCUACGGCAGAGAGCGACGAUAUGUUUAAUGCCACCUCGUACAUUCGCCUCUUCCUAGUUUUAAAUAUAGCCACUUUCUUCGCCCUGCUGGCAGUGCUGUUAACACGCUUCCAGCGGGCGCAGAGUUUGCACACGCAGCGCUGCCUUUACUGCGUCCUCCUCAUAGACAGCUUCAUCCUGCUCUGUCUCUAUUCCUCCUGCUCUCAGGCACAGUGCUGACAAACAUCAUCACUGCGAGACAUUCAGAAUGGCUCAAUAUUCCAGCUCUUCAAACAUGUUUUGACACCAUUACUAUGGCAUGCAGCAGCAGUCUCUCCAAGUGAUGGCAUGUGGCUCUUUCUCACAGGCACGGUCUCGGUCUUAUCUUUACUGUGAGACACGUGGAAGUGUCUUCAUUCAGCACAACUCUGAGUCAGUGCUAGCAAGCAGAAAAAUUGAUUCCGUAAAGGAAUUAAUAGAUGUUGUGAAGAUAGCCAGCCUAUCUCAGAUCAGAAGCUUUUGUGAAGCUUUGAAAUAGUUUACAUGAAAUUUGUCUUGAAGACAACCUCUUAAAGAUAAAAGUGCUUACUUCACAGAGAUGCCAUAUUAGAACCAUUUUUGAUUCCACAAAUUCAGAUUUGAAUCUGAAGAACCGCCUAUCACCGCAAACAACCUUUUGUGAAACAGAGGUUUCCUCAGAUGUUGAAGGUUCUUCUACGGCAUUGUGAAGCACCUUUGUCUUUAAGAAUGAGCCCUGCAUGUGACAAGAGGGGGGAAAAUUAAGAAUUCACUUCCAUAUCUUAAGUUAAAGCAUUGGCAGUAAUUUAUUCCCUCGUUUGAGAUAAGUUAUGCCCACAGUUUAACUGACAUGAGGGAACAAAUUAAUAAACCAUGGCAACAAAAUAAAUUGUGCGAAUCAUGACUAAAGUAUCUAUUUUUUCACCCCUCUGCAAUAGUCAUGUUUGGGGCUCAGUAUUAAAGAGGGGCUCUCCAAGGCCUCCCACUAUUAUCUGGAUUCACUGCAAGCAAAGCACAUUUGGUAACAACAUGGGCAAUCUUUCAUCAUAAAAUGUGUAAAAUGUAUAUAUAUGUUGAAGCAAAGUAUAUUUUUUGGAUGUUGUUUUGUACUCUUCUAUUAAAAGGCAACAGAUAUUUGUAUUUUGGUGACUUCUUUGUGUACAUUUAUAAAAUAUACAUUCAAGUAAAGGAAUAUUAAAAACAUAAUUUCCAUAUCCACUAGUAGAUGCAAUUUGGAAACAACGGACACCUCUGUAGUGAAUAUGUUCAGCUUUAAAAAUAUUUUGAUAGCCUUAGUGUUGGUUUGUGUCUUAAUAUUUUUGCCUCAAUAAAUUAGAUUUAAAAAAAACAAAUUUAGGACACUAUUUGGAAAAAAUCGUCUUGCAGGAAAAAAAGUUAAUCAUUUUUACAAGGAAACUGGAAGGUGUUUUAUUUCUAAGCUGUUUAUUGUAUAUUUGGCAGUACAGCCAUUUUUUGUACCUUUUACUAAGCUUAAAAACACAUAUUUUAAAAGUCCUUUAUGUUUGAUUACAGUCAUUUACAUUAUAUUAAUUAUGUUUACAAAUUCUCUGUAUUCUGAAGCCCUUCUUUUGAUGAUGUCAAAAACAAGUGUUAUGCAGUGCAAAGUGGAUUAUUAUUUUAUAUCAUGAAGUAAAAACACGUUAUUACCA
Messenger RNA from Puntigrus tetrazona (Sumatra barb), 4518 nucleotides. RefSeq names its product dermatan sulfate epimerase (gene dse). The coding region runs from base 215 to 3070 and encodes 951 amino acids. The transcript has 6 exons. Gene Ontology annotation, molecular function: chondroitin-glucuronate 5-epimerase activity. The record is from RefSeq and is a predicted model, not a curated record. Lineage: Eukaryota; Metazoa; Chordata; Actinopteri; Cypriniformes; Cyprinidae.